Messenger RNA from Ostertagia ostertagi, 621 nucleotides. The record is from the annotation of a GenBank genome assembly. Lineage: Eukaryota; Metazoa; Nematoda; Chromadorea; Rhabditida; Trichostrongylidae.
AUGGACCAUAUUGUGCCAUUAGAUGGUGAAAUUGAAGAUAUAAGCGAGGAUUUGCUGUCGCCUUCGGUCAGUCAUGAAUUUUCAAGUGACAGUAAUGAGAAGAAUGACUCAUGGCAAGAGCAGAAAGGGUCACGUUGUGGGAAUGUAACUGUCGGCGAUCUUGGAGAUUGGCAUGGUGGUGGAUUCGGAUUGAAGCUGAUGCAAAAGAUGGGCUACAAAGUCGGCGAGGUGAAAUCACGAGUGCGAGAGGAGAUAAAACACGCCCACGACUCACUAGAUGCCGAUAUUUUUUCUUUUUUGAAUCGAAAAUUAGAGCAGCAGUCAACGAAAACAGAACAUGAAGAGAUCAAAGAAGAUAUUCGCAUGCUUGCAAAAAGCAGUACGAAGUCGCUCGGUGUUAAAGGUAUCGAUCUCGAAUGUGAACUCAAACAAUUGCGUGGCAAGGAGAGGAAGUUGCGAGAAGGUAUUGCUCGCAAUAAACACGACAAACGGACAGUGGAUCGGAUGAAAGUACAGUUGGCUGAGUUGGAGAAAACAAUCGAAAAAGUGCAAGCAAAACAACAGCGAGUUCAUUCGGAAAUCGACGAUCGACAGAAGAAGAAAAAGAAAGACAUAUUCUGA